AUGGUACCAGUGGAGAGGAACAACACCAAUGGAGACGAGGAGACCAACGUUAACAAUAACAACGUUAAUGGUGGAAUGAAUCUUGGAGAUGGAGAUCUCGACAAUGGGAAUACAAGUGAGAAUCCUGAAAAUGGAUUGGGAAACGAUCAAGGUCGUCGUCGCUCUAGCAAGAGAAAGCGAUACCAUCGUCACAGCCAACAUCAAAUCCAGGAGAUGGAGUCAUUCUUCAAAGAGUGCCCUCAUCCAGAUGACAAGCAGAGGAAAGAGCUCAGCCGUCAAUUGGGAUUGGAGCAUCUUCAGAUCAAAUUCUGGUUCCAGAACAAACGCACCCAAAACAAGAAUCAGCUAGAGCGCCAUGAGAACAAUCAACUUCGGUCGGAGAACGAUAGGCUAAGAGCUGACAACCAGCGAUACCGAGAGGCCAUUCUCAAUUCUUCAUGUCCAUCGUGUGGAAAGCAAACCGCACUUUGCGAAAUGUCUUUCGAGGAACACCAUCUUCGCCUCGAAAACGCCAAGUUGAGCGAGGAUAUCCAUCAUUUGGCCGGGCUGGCGGCCAACGUGACAGGCAACCAGGUAACGAGCUAUCCGGCUCUGUCUCCUCCUCCGGUUCCAACUCAAGCUGUCGACUUCGGGAUGGGAAGAGAAGUGUUUGCAAACAUGGACAACCUCUCGAUCAGGUCAUUCGCUGUAGUGAACAAUGCCGAUAAGCCUGUGAUCAUAGAGUUAGCUCUUGUAGCCAUGGAUGAGCUAUUGAAGGUGUCUCAAAUCGGUGAUCCACUGUGGAAAGUAGGAGCUGAUGGCACGUCCUUAGCUCUGGACUUCAAUGAAUACAACAGAGCAUUUUGCAACGGACUCGGACCUGUCCCGGACGGGUUUAGACUCGAGGCCUCCAAGGAAACCGCUGUCGUGUUCAUGAACCCUACUGACAUCGUUGGGAGGCUCAUGAAUGUGAAUCAAUGGUCGACAACAUUUGCUGGAAUAGUUGGUAAGGCCAUGACUCAUGAGGCUUUGUUAUUUGGAGUCAACGGAAGCUACGAUGGAACUUUCCAACUGAUGACUGCUGAAUACAAAGUACUCUCGCCGCUAGUCUCCACUCGCGAGAGCUACUUCAUCCGCCACAGUAAGCACCAGGGAGACGGUUUAUGGGCGGUGGUCGAUGUUUCCAUCGACCAUUUCGUCCAAAACGUGGAGUUUAACUGUCGCCGCCGGCCAUCUGGAUGUCUGAUUCAAGAUCUUGGAAAUGGAUUCGCCUCCAGGGUUACAUGGCUUGAGCAUGUGGAGGUUGAUGACAGAGGAAAAGUUAACAGCAUGUUUAAGCAGUAUAUGAGUAGUGGUCAAGCUUUAGGUGCUAAACGUUGGCUUGCAACAUUGGACCGCGUGGCCCAGCGGUUAGCCUUAGCUACUGCAAGCAUUACACCCAUGGAAAGGAUUGAGCUAACACAGAUAAGUAUCCAAGGAAAGAAGAGUCUUGUGAAGCUAAGUGAUCGGAUGAUGAAAUACUUCUUCUCUGGAGUGACAGCUUCGAAUGAAGAUGUGUGGUGUACAUUGACUAAUUACACCACAGAAAGUGUGAAGGUGAUGACUCGGAAGAGCCUGAGUGAUCCAGGGCUGCCUCCUGGUGUCAUUCUCUGUGCAGCUACUUCGUUUUGGGUCCCUGUUCCUCAUCAAGUCAUCUUUGACUUCCUCAUAGAUGAGAAGAACCGAGCCCACUGGGAUGUUCUCACCCAUGGAGCGGUUUCUCACAAGGUCUCCCAGAUUGUAACUGGGAAAGACAGUAAGAACUGCAUCGCUUUGUACCGGAGCUUAGCUCACCAGAGGAAGAUGAUGAUGGUUCAAGAGAACGCCACUGAUGCAACAGCUUCAUAUGUGAUCUAUGCGCCUGUUGAUAUAUCAGAGAUGGAUCGUGUGUUUAGUGGAAGUGACUCUUCCUUUACGCCUAUACUUCCUUCGGGUUUUGUUGUCCUUCCAGAUGGUAUGGCUCAACCUGGAAAUGAAGGAGGAGGGUCACUCGUCAACGUUUCCUUUCAGAUUCUGGCUGAGUCAUCUCCUGCGUCUUUGCUGACUGUGAGCUCCGUUGCAACCAUUGAGAAUCUGAUUCUCAGCACCGUUCAGAGGAUCCAAGCUUACUUUCAUUUUCACAAUGCUUGA
Microthlaspi erraticum is the source of this 2148-nucleotide messenger RNA. The record is from the annotation of a GenBank genome assembly. NCBI's taxonomy places the organism in Eukaryota, Viridiplantae, Streptophyta, Magnoliopsida, Brassicales, Brassicaceae.